AUGCCGGUGCCUUCGGUGGCGGGUUCUUCGUCAAAGGAGGAAGCACCAGCACCGGCACCAGCAAAACCGGUCCCUUCUCCCUCAAAUCCCGUCCUCGUCUCGAAUGAAUCGCAAUGGCUCUUCACCGACUCCGACCUUCGAUAUACCCCUUCACUACUCGAUGGCAUGUCUAUGGAGGCCGAGCACACGCAACGGAGUAAAGGCGUGAACUUCAUCACGCAGGUUGGCAUUCUGCUGAAACUGCCGCAGCUCACACUCUGUACGGCGAGCGUGUACAUGCACCGGUUCUUCAUGCGGUAUAGCAUGGUGGACUUACCGCAGAGGCCGGGUAGACACCCGUACCCGAUCGCAGCCACGGCGCUGUUCCUUGCGACGAAAGUGGAGGAGAACUGCCGGAAGAUGAAGGAGCUGAUAGUGGCCUGUUGCAGGGUAGCGUUGAAACAGCCCAAUGUGAUUGUGGAUGAGCAGUCGAAGGAGUUUUGGAAAUGGCGGGAUACCAUUCUUCAUAAUGAGGAUUUGCUGCUGGAAGCCCUCUGUUUUGACCUACAGCUCGAACAGCCGUAUCGUCUGCUCUAUGAUUUCAUCUGUUUCUUCCGGGUUCAAGACGACAAGCGACUGCGGAAUUCCGCAUGGGCGUUCGUCAACGAUUCAACAUUUACGGUCCUCUGUGUACAGUUCAGCGCGCGAACCAUUGCGGCAAGUGCGCUAUAUGCGGCUGCCAUGCACUGUGACGCUGCGUUCAAAGACGACGAACUGGGUAGGCCGUGGUGGGAGCAGAUCGACGUUGAUCUGAAAGAGGUGCGGCGCGCCUGCAAUCGCAUGGCAGAGAUAUACGAUAGCUAUCCGCUGCCUAAGCCGGGGCAGAAAUACGCUCCCACUCCACUAAACGGAGAAGAAGCGACUGAUAUGACGAGGCAAGUUUUUGCGAGUGAAACACGGCCAGUCUCAGCUUCCCGGGGUAGCGAGGCGAACGGGCGCAAACACGAACGAGAAGAACAAGAACCAGGCGAGAUUGGACCAAACGGAACCGACUCGCCAAAACGGCAAAGGCGAGACUCUGAAGAGUCAAGGCCACGGUCAGCGGUAUCUACAUCGAAAUCACCGGCAACUGCUACAGCCAACUCUGCACCCCGCCUGCAAGUAACCAACUCAUUUACAAAUGCCGCCUCGAAUCUAAACCUCUCCUCACAGCUGCAGCCACAACCAGGCACAAGCGCUCGGGAGGAAGACAUCGAAGAAGGCGAAGAGCUUGAAGAAGGCGAACGAGAAGAGGGUGAAGCUGACCCGGACCCAGAACCACGUCCGAGACCGUCCACAUCGACAUCAGCAUCGACCAACAGCCGUGUUCCCGCAUCCUACCAGAAGCAACGCAUGGAACAUCCCCUGCCUCCCCCGCCUCCGGUAGCAGCGAUACCUCCACAAGCUCAAUCGAGUAGAGAUCGUGAACGGGAUCGAAAUGGAACACAUCGAUCGGUACAUCCUCCUCCUCCUCCUCCGCCGCCGCCACCGCCACCGCCACCAGGAGCAUAA
Microsporum canis CBS 113480 is the source of this 1530-nucleotide messenger RNA. RefSeq names its product cyclin. Gene Ontology annotation, cellular component: nucleus; cyclin/CDK positive transcription elongation factor complex. Gene Ontology annotation, molecular function: cyclin-dependent protein serine/threonine kinase activator activity. The transcript has a single exon. The record is from RefSeq and is a predicted model, not a curated record. Bases 1 to 1530 code for a protein of 509 amino acids. Gene Ontology annotation, biological process: regulation of transcription by RNA polymerase II; positive regulation of DNA-templated transcription, elongation. NCBI's taxonomy places the organism in Eukaryota, Fungi, Ascomycota, Eurotiomycetes, Onygenales, Arthrodermataceae.